Elephantulus edwardii (Cape elephant shrew) is the source of this 948-nucleotide messenger RNA. RefSeq names its product lymphatic vessel endothelial hyaluronan receptor 1 (gene LYVE1). The record is from RefSeq and is a predicted model, not a curated record. The transcript is spliced from 6 exons. Bases 1 to 948 code for a protein of 315 amino acids. Lineage: Eukaryota; Metazoa; Chordata; Mammalia; Macroscelidea; Macroscelididae. Gene Ontology annotation, biological process: cell adhesion. Gene Ontology annotation, cellular component: plasma membrane. Gene Ontology annotation, molecular function: transmembrane signaling receptor activity; hyaluronic acid binding.
AUGACCAAGUGCUUCAACCUGAUGCUGUUCUUUGCCUCCAUCUGGACCACAAGGCUGCUGGUCCAAGGCGCUCUCAGAAUUGAAGAGCUUUCCACCUCGGGACCAUGCAGAAUUAUGGGGAUCACACUUGUGAACAAAAAGGCAAAAGAACAAUUUAAUUUCUCAGAAGCUGAGGAAGCAUGCAGGCUACUGGGACUAACUCUGGCCAGCAAAGACAAGGUUGCAACAGCACAGAAGUUUGGCUUUGAGACUUGCAGCUAUGGAUGGGUUGAAGAUGGGACCUCAGUGGUCAUCCCUCGGAUUCUCCCAAACCCCAAGUGUGGGAAGAACGGGAUUGGUGUCGUGGCUUGGAAAGUUUUAGUUCAUCAAAAGUUCAAGGCCUAUUGUUACAACUCAUCUGAUAUUUGGAUUAACUCUUGUCUGCCAGAAACUAUCACCACUGAUGAUCCCAUAUUCAACACUCAGACAUCAACAGAUGCUAAUGUUAGUGACAGCGCAUACUCAACAUCGUCCCCUUCCUCUGCCCCUGCUCUUACAACUGCUCCUGCUCCGGCUACUACUCCACGGAAGCGAAAAUUAAUUUGUAUAACAGAAGUUUACACAGAAACUAGUACCAUAGGUACAGAAAGUGAUGCAUACGAUGGAAGCCAAGCAACAUUCGAGAAAGAAGCUCCUGAGUUCGGAGGUGUUCCCACAACUCUGCUAGUGCUCGCUCUCCUCUUCUUUGCUGCUGCAGCUGGUCUCGCAGUCUGCUACGUGAAAAGGUAUGUGAAGGCCUUCCCUUUUACAAACAAGAGUCAGCAGAAGGAAAUGAUUGAAACCAAGAUGGUGAAGGAGGAGAAAGGGGAUGAUAACCCUACUGAAGAAUCACAGAAAAUGGAUAAAAAGAUAGAAGAGCCCAAGAGUCCACCAAAAACAACAGUGCGAUGCCUGGAAGCAGAAGUUUAG